This is a messenger RNA of Peniophora sp. CBMAI 1063, 339 nucleotides long. The record is from the annotation of a GenBank genome assembly. Lineage: Eukaryota; Fungi; Basidiomycota; Agaricomycetes; Russulales; Peniophoraceae.
AUGCCCAUUCACGACGCGCCCUUCAAGCCGACGUCCGACACAGCCUAUGCUAUGAAGGUGGCAUACGACGGACGGCUGUCUCUCCGCAACGCGCAAGCCGCUGCCGACGAGACCAGAAGCAAGGGUCGAGAGCUAUUGGGUGUCAGGCGCCGGACGUCGUGGUUGGCCGCGAGCAGACGGAGAGCGACGCGGAGAUGGACGGGAUGGAUCACGGAGACUGCCGCCGUCAACGGAUACGAAGUAUGUACGAGCUGUCGAUCGCACGAUCGAACUGCCGUAGGUGGUCCCGGCUCACCCUUCUGCACUGGUUGCGAAACCUUCCAUGUAUCACGAAUCUGA